This is a messenger RNA of Aspergillus wentii DTO 134E9, 2081 nucleotides long. RefSeq lists its product as uncharacterized. The record is from RefSeq and is a predicted model, not a curated record. Gene Ontology annotation, molecular function: carbohydrate:proton symporter activity. Gene Ontology annotation, biological process: carbohydrate transport; transmembrane transport. Lineage: Eukaryota; Fungi; Ascomycota; Eurotiomycetes; Eurotiales; Aspergillaceae. The transcript has a single exon. Gene Ontology annotation, cellular component: membrane. Bases 60 to 1706 code for a protein of 548 amino acids.
CUCUCUCAGUCCCCUCACAGUCCAUCACGAGAGAGAGACACUCACAACCCUCGAUCAAGAUGUGGACAACAACAACAGGCCUGCGAGGCAAGCGCCUCCAUUUGGCCAUCACCAUCACCUCCGUUAUAGGUUUCUCGCUGUUCGGUUACGAUCAGGGGCUGAUGUCCGGUAUCAUCUCUGGUGACCAGUUCACCAAGGAAUUCCCCCCUCUCGCUAUCCCAGACUCCAGGGCCGACGACAAGUCUUUCUCCCAGCAUGUCAACGUCCUCCGUGGUGCUGUCACUGCCUGUUACGAGCUGGGUUGUUUCUUCGGUGCUGUCUUUACCCUCAUGUACGGUGAACGUAUCGGCCGCACUCCUCUCUUGGUCGCCGGUGGUCUCAUCAUGGUUCUCGGCACCGUCAUCUCCACUGCUGCCUUUGGCCCUCACUGGGGUCUGGGCCAAUUCGUCGUCGGCCGUGUCAUUUCGGGUAUUGGAAACGGCAUGGACACUGCUACUAUCCCCGUGUGGCAGUCUGAGUGCUCCCGCUCGCACAACCGUGGUUUCCUCGUCUGCUUCGAGGGUGCCAUUAUCGCUGUCGGUACUUUCGUCGCUUACUGGAUCGAUUUCGGUCUUUCCUACGUCGACACCUCCGUCCAGUGGCGUUUCCCCGUCGCUUUCCAGAUUGUCUUUGCCAUUUGUGUCACUAUUGGCGCGCUGAUGUUGCCUGAGUCUCCCCGAUGGUUCGUCAUGCGCGGCCGUGAUCAGGAGGCGUUGCAGGUGCUGGCUGCCCUCAACGAUAGUACCCCGGAUGGCGAGGAUGUGCUUACCGAUUUCAACCUCAUGAAGGCUGACCUCAAGAGCACCGAGGACAACAAGGCCAGCUGGAAGACCCUCUUCACCUUCGGAAAGACUCAGGAAUUCCAGCGUAUGAUGAUCGGUUGCUCUGGUCAGUUCUUCCAACAAUUCACUGGUUGCAACGCUGCCAUUUACUACUCUACCCUGCUGUUCCAGCAGAACCUGGGUAUGACUGGCAAGCUCCCCUUGGUUCUGGGAGGUGUCUUUGCGACCAUCUAUGCCCUCGCCACCAUUCCCUCCUUCUUCAUGAUUGAAAAAGUUGGCCGUCGCAACCUGUUCUUGAUUGGUUUCCUUGGUCAGGGUCUCAGUUUCAUCAUCACCAUGGGUUGCUUGAUCAAGGAAAACGAGCAGAACUCCAAGGGUGCCGUCGUCGGUAUUUUCCUGUUCAUCUGCUUCUUCGCCUUUACCACCUUGCCUCUCCCCUGGAUCUACCCGCCCGAGAUCAACCCUCUCCGCACCCGUACCAUGGCUGCCGCUGCCUCGACUUGCACCAACUGGAUCACCAACUUUGCCGUCGUCAUGUUUACCCCUGUCUUCUCCGAUGCCAGUAAAUGGGGUAUCUACCUCUUCUUCGCCCUCGUCAACUUUAUCGGUAUUCCCUUCGGCUACUUCUUCUACGCUGAAACCGCUGGUCGUGAGCUCGAGGAAGUUGACAUUAUCUUCGCCAAGGCCCACGUCGAGGGCAAGUGGCCCUUCCAGGUCGCUCAGCAGAUGCCCAAGCUCGAUGUCGCUCAGAUCGCCGACCUGCAGCGCGAGUUGGGUCUCGAUGUUCCGGAUCAGCACGUGUCAUCUGAAGCCGAGAAGGCCGAGAUUGCCAUUAGCAGCGGCGAUAGCCAGGAGAAGCCGUAUGAGAAGAAUGCCUCUUCUUAAUUUUUAUACCCCCGAUAGAUACCCCCAUCUAUUGUGUUUUGGGUCGGUGCAGGCGGAGGCUAAACCUACUUUGCUCCUUGAUCACUGGCCGAACACAACCACCACCAGCAAAUCCCUGGUGCUGUAUGUUUUUGCUACUUUCUUUCUUCUUUAUAUUUUUGCUUCAUAGAAGACAAGAUGUGACUUAUUUUAUUUUAUUUCUUUUUUUUUUUUUUUCUAAUUGCUCAAGUGACUGGAUGCAAAGAUGGCUGAUAUGUUUCAUGAUACUUGAAUGUUGGGAUGGGGAUGAUCUGAUAUGAAAUGUAUACACUAGCUAGCUUCUAUGUAUCGCCACAAAAUCAGAGCCAAACAAAUACUAUCUCCAUGAAUAUGCCU